CUGCCCCUCCUCUGUGAUUCCCCCUUCCCUCCAACUCUACGACCACAUCCUAACCCAGACCCGGUACCACAGCCACGUUUGCUUUCUAGGGACUUGCCUGCGUCUCCAUCUUGUACCUCAUGGUUUCCAGCUCCAGUUCCUUAAGCUCCCAGUUCAGACCCAACCCGGACUAUAGAUACCGACUGGCGAUCUGCCGCCAUACACGGCAAUUCUCCUUCCGUGCUCUGCGAUCUACUCUGGCUGCGAUGCGCCGGCACCAGCAGGACCUCUCUUUGACUCUCCCGAAACUUUGGGCCUCACUCACCCAGACCUGCAACGGACCCCCACUCUACUUCAUCCUACGGCAAUUCCACGCCUUCAACAAACGAUUCCUGGCUCACCUGGACUCCACCAAGGACCAUAAACUCGCCCGCCUCCAGGCCGCUCCUGCCACCGACACUCCGCGACGCGACCACCUGCAGGCCCCCGAGUCCCACGACGCCAUCUUGGCCACGAGGAGCAGUACCAGCACUCACCGCCUCCCGGACCGACCUCAGGCCCGGACCACCGAGGACACCACCGUCGCCGACCUCCACGUCAAUGCUGCUGCCGACCUUCACCUGCCCACCAAGGGCGCUGGUCCUCGCUGCCUCACCGGUAACUCUGACUAUCGCCCCCUCACCGAUUACGCCGACCCUCGCUACCUCCCCGAUUCCUCCGACUAUCGCCACCAUAACGUGACCGCCGAACCUCGCCGCCUCACCGGGGCCUACUCACUUCGCCACCUCACCGGGAUUGCCGAACCUCGCCGCCUCACCAAAGUUAAAGCUGUAUUUCUCAGUUCCUUUUCUGUUCAAAUCCAGGAUUGUGACUUUGUAUGA
Messenger RNA from Amblyraja radiata (thorny skate), 860 nucleotides. RefSeq lists its product as uncharacterized. The coding region runs from base 120 to 860 and encodes 246 amino acids. NCBI's taxonomy places the organism in Eukaryota, Metazoa, Chordata, Chondrichthyes, Rajiformes, Rajidae. The transcript is spliced from 3 exons. The record is from RefSeq and is a predicted model, not a curated record.